AUGCCUGAACCUCUGCGUGUCCCCAAUCCGGCAAGGAAACUCACAGUAGGCAGCUGCUGCAGCGGGUGGUGCGCGGAGCUUUUCGCAUGCGAGAUGCUGUCACUGGACUUUCUGCCGGUCUUCGGAUGUGACCUCCUGCCAUCGGCGCAGGCAGUCUCCGAAGCCUUGUUCGAUCACGAGUUUUGGUUCUGGGAUUGCAUGGAAGAAGACUUCCUGCAGGCUCCGCACGUGGAUCUUUUUCUGGCGGGGCUACCCUGUCAACCCUGGUCGCGGCUGGGGCCCUCCAGAGGCUUUGAAGACGACCGGGGGCUGCUGAUGCUGCCGGUAAUCCGCUGGAUGUCUGCACGGCGUCCGCAAGUAGCCAUCUUCGAACAAGUGGGUAGCAUGCUGACACGGCAUCCCCGCGAGUUUGCACUCUUCCUGGAACUUCUACUGCAAAUCAAGCAUCGUGGGCGGCCGGCGUACAUUGUCACGUAUGAGACCCUGAAUUGUCGCUUUCAUGGCUACUUGCCGCAGAAUCGAGAGAGGACCUUCGUGGUGUGCAUUUGCAGGCAACAUGCUGUUGCUGAGAUGUCGUGGCCCGCACGAGUCCCCGUGCUACGCUUGAGCAGUGUGAUCGAUGCUGACACGGAGCCUGCGCUUGAAGACUUCCCGGGACGGCUGCCCAGCAGUGCGACCUGCCGUCGCAAUGUCAUGGCCGUCUAUGAGAAAAUACUAGAAGAGGGUCGCGAUCCCUUGGAGCAGGAGCUAGUCAUCAACAUGCACGGCUCGGAGCCGCACUGGAACGAAGGCUACUCCCCGUGCCUUACACAGGCCAGAGCAGCCGCUGGCGGCUUCUGGUUGUCCUGGCUCCAAAGGCAAAUGACCAGCGCAGAAGUGUGCAGGCUCCAGGGCGUGGACAUGUGCAGGAUUCCGGCCGGCUUGGCAACCGAGCGCCAGAUUAGGCAACUGGCAGGCAACAGCAUCCCUAUCCCGCUCCUGGCACGCGUGCUGCAAGCGGCGCUCGAAGCUGCCGGACUCGUGUAA
This is a messenger RNA of Symbiodinium necroappetens, 1026 nucleotides long. The record is from the annotation of a GenBank genome assembly. Lineage: Eukaryota; Dinophyceae; Suessiales; Symbiodiniaceae.